AUGGCAAACUUCACCGAGGAAACCAUCUCCGUCGCCGGCGGCAACCUUCAGGUGUACAAGGGCGGCAGCGGCGAUCCGCUGCUGGUGUUGCACGGCGCCGGCGGCAACGCCGGCCCCCGGCGUUACGCCCACGCCCUGGCCGAGAAGUUCACCGUUUACCUGCCUUCGCAUCCCGGUUACGGCAAGAGUGACCGGCCCGGCUGGGUCGAGAACAUGCAGGACCUAGCCUGUUUCUAUACCUGGUACCAGGAGCAGGAAGGGUUGGAAAACGUCCGCGCCAUCGGGUUCUCGAUGGGCGGCUGGCUGGCCGCGGAGAUGCUAUCGAUGACCGGCCACGCCUUCAGCAAGGUGAUGCUGGUGGGCGCCGCCGGCAUCAAGCCGGUGGAUGGCGAGAUCACCGACAUCUUCAUCAUCAACCCCCAACAGAUCCGCGACCUGGUCUACCAUGACCCGAGCCAGGUGCCGGAAUGGGACGAGAUGUUCGGCUCGGACCCGACGCCGGAACAGACCGAUCAGGCGGAGGGCGACCGGGAGAUGGCCAUCCGGUUGACCUGGAAGCCCUAUAUGUACAACCCGCGGCUGCCGGCCAAGCUGGCCCGCGUCAGCAUCCCUACACACAUCGUGUGGGGCGAAAACGACAAUCUGGUCCCGGUGGAGUGCGCCGACCUCUACCAGCAAGCGCUCGCGGGAUCCCAGGUCACGGUGAUCUCCAAUUGCGGGCACUCGCCGCAGAUCGAGAAACCCGACGACUUCGUGCAGACCGCGCUGGCUUUCCUCUAG
Geodia barretti is the source of this 780-nucleotide messenger RNA. NCBI's taxonomy places the organism in Eukaryota, Metazoa, Porifera, Demospongiae, Tetractinellida, Geodiidae. The record is from the annotation of a GenBank genome assembly.